CCAGCACUUCAGUCUACUUUUUAUCUUUACUUUCUGGAUUGUUUGAUUUUCGGGUUUUGCUGUUUUGAGUUUUUUUUUUCACGAAUCUGAUUCACGCUGAUUUCCAAGAACAACAAUUGAGAGCACUUCCCCCUCCCAUUGACUGUGCGUGAGAAAGGAACGCCACACCCAUCAUCUUCAUCAUCAUGGAAACCGCCGCCACCCUCGAGCUCUCCGAAUCCGAGCGCCGCGAGUCGUUCGUCACCGCCGUCAAGCCGCGCUUGGAGGCAUUGGCUGUGACCGACAAGCCUGCGUCGUACACGCAACGCAACGUGGAGGUCGAAGCAGUGACCUCGACGUCGGCAACCCCGCCGUCGCCGAGUGGGUCUGCCGCCUCCGCCUCUUCCGCUCCGCUGCCCGCGACCGCCAACACCGACGCGAGCAAGCCUGCCGCCCCUUCCAUCGUCGUGUCACCAGCACCAGCAGCAGCAGCAGCAGCAGCAGCACCGCUGGGCACGCUUGACCAGGUGGGUGCACGACAUGCAACUGCUGCUGGCUCGCAGGUGUCGGCUGCCAGCACCAACUCGCGCCAGGACCUGCUCGUCCAAGCGCGGCUCGAUCCCACGCGCUCGUCAGCCACCGACCCUCAGCGUGCCUUGUAUCCCAACGAUGUUCGCCGCCUCACCAAGACCGGCAAGGGCAUCAAGCGCGAGUCCGACAUGAACAUUGAGCUGCAAGCCAUUUCUGAAACCGCAGAGGUGGCACGUGCGUCCACCACGUCCGCGCUCGCAGAGAUUGUCUCCGACCCUCACCACCCAGAGUUUGACCUGCAAGACUACUGGAUUCACUUUGUGGAGCGCUUCUUCCCUGGUCGCAUGCUGGGUGCCUUCAUCGAGUUCCGCGACCUCGGCUUUUCCGCCCAAGUUCGCGCACCCGUUGGUGGAGCUGCCGCCGCCGCCGCCGCAAUGGAGGCAGGCGACAACCACCGCCACGUGCCGCACGCAAGCACACUCGCGACUGCAGUGCUCGAGAUGCUGCACUUGCGCAAGCGCCCCACGACACAAAAGCUGCAAGUGCUCCAAGGCGUGAAUGGCUUUGUCGAGCCCGGCGAUCUCACGCUCAUUAUCGGCGGUCCUUCUUCUGGCAAGAGCACGCUGCUCAAGGCUCUCGCUGGACGCUUGAACUCUGGCACCAUCUCUGGCAGUGUCCUUGUGAACGGCGAGCUUGUGACGGACACUGAAAACUACAACCGCAUUUGUGGCUACAUUCCGCAGAACGACGUGCACAUUCCCACGCUCACCGUCGGCGAGACCCUGAAGUUUGCCGCCGAGCUCCAGCUGCCGGAAGACAUGCCAGCCGAGGACAAGCUGAUUCAUGUGCGCGCCAUCCUCAAGCUGCUGGGUCUCGAGCAUACCGAAAACACGCUGGUCGGCAACCCCCUGAUCCGAGGUGUUUCUGGCGGCGAGAAGAAGCGUGUCACGAUUGCUGUUGAAAUGCUCAAAACUCCCAACGUCUUGCUGCUCGACGAGCCCACGACUGGUCUGGAUUCGGCGGCCGCGUACAAGGUGCUUUCGCAUGUGCGCAAGAUUGCCGAUGUCGGCUUCCCGGCCAUGGCUGCUCUGCUGCAGCCAUCCAAGGAGCUGUUCGAGCUCUUCAACCGCGUGCUGGUCAUUAGCAACGGCCGCGUCGUGUACUUUGGCGAUCGUCAAGAGGUUCUGCCCUACUUUGCGUCGCUUGGGUUUGUGUGCCCGCCCGAGAUGAACCCUGCCGAUUUCCUCGCGCAAGUCACCGACCACCCCGAAAAGUUUGUUGCUCCCGAGACCAGCUCCAAGUACACCACUGACUUUUUCAUCGACUCCUUCAUCAAGUCCGAGGUGAAUGCUGCGCUUGGUCGCAAGCUUUGGAAGGGCGUUUCGCCUCGCUCUGCCCCGCGUGCUGCAGAGGCGGACGACUUUCCCAAGUAUCCUUCGCGAUUUGCGCGCCAGUUUGUUCUUAACUUUGCUCGUUCCUGGAGGAUCAACUUGCGCGACCCCACCUCGCUCAAUGUGCGCAUCUUCCGUGGUUUCUUGAUGGGCUUUAUCACGGCCACACUGUUCAUGAACCUGGGCGACAACCAGAACGACGCCGCCACAAAGCUCGGCACCCUCGUCUCCAUUUGUGCCUUCUUUGGUCUUGGUGCUGCCGCCCGUAUUCCCCUGUAUCUCGGCGAGCGCGAAGUCUAUUUGGUCCAGCGCAAGGCCAAGUACUUUCAACCCCUCGCCUAUCUGAUUGCCGUCACGCUUGCCGAAAUGCCGUUCGUCUUACUCGAAGUCAUCCCGUUCACGUUCAUUGUGUACUGGUCUGUCGGCCUGCGCAACACUGCCGGUGCGUUCUUUUACCUGUUCUUCUUGUGUGUGGGCAUGGGCCUAUGGGGCAACUCGUACUGCCGCGCCGCCACGACCAUUGCUCCCUCGUUUGCCAUCGCCAACGCCAUCGUCCCGUCCUCGACGGCCAUUCUCUUCUUGUUCUGCGGCUACAUGCUGCCUGCGACCUCGUUCCCGGUUGGCUGGAAGUGGAUGUACCAUCUGAGCCCGCUCACGUACGCGUACUCGGGUUUGGCGCUCAACGAGUUUAACGACGUUGCUCUACGAUGCGACCCCAACGAGUUGGUCCCUCAUCCCGGCGAUCCGCGCUUGGCCCUGCCGUUUGACCAAGGCGGCUUUAACAAUACCCGCGUGUGCCCGUACAACACUGGCAACGAGUACAUUUCCGUUUACGGCAUCCCCCAGGAGUCUUCGUGGCUCGCCUGGAACAUGCUCAUCAUCUACUUUUACUACCUCUUCUUUGUGGCUGUGUCGUACAUCUGCCUGAAGGUGAUUCGCUUUGAUGCUGCCUUCAAUCCCCACGUCGACGACGAAGCCUCCCGCAAUGCGCGUCGCACGCUGAUUGUCAAGAAGGCCAUCGAGCGUUUGCAGAGCUCUGCUUCUGGCAUUGCCCUCAAGCCCGUUCAAGCCGAGACUGCCGCUGGCUCCGCGCAGCAGCCCGCGUAUCUUGAAUUCAAAAAUCUCUCGUACUCUGUGCAAACGGACAAGGGCGAGAAGCCUCUGCUGACCAACGUGAACGGCUAUGUCAAGCCCGGCACGCUCGUUGCUUUGAUGGGUCCAUCGGGCGCGGGCAAGACAACGCUUCUUGAUGUCCUGGCCGAUCGCAAGACGGGUGGCGUGGUGACUGGCGAGAUUCUGAUCAACAAUGCCCCGCGCAACGAGUUCUUCAAGCGCAUGUCUGGCUACUGCGAGCAGCAGGAUGUGCACCUUGCGCGUACGACCGUCCGCGAGGCCAUUGCCUUCUCGGCCAUGUGCCGCCUUCCGCAAGAAAUGUCGCAUGCCGAAAAGAUGCGUCGCGUCGAGUCGGUCAUUUACGAGUUGGAUCUGGAGGAGAUUGGCAAUGAUCUUGUGGGAUCGCUGGCAACGGGCGGCCUCUCCCCCGAGCAGCGCAAGCGUCUGACGAUUGCGGUCGAGCUUGUGACCGACCCGCCGCUCCUCUUCCUGGACGAACCCACCUCGGGUCUGGAUGCCUACGGCGCCGCGCUCGUCAUGAACAAGAUUGCCGAAAUUGCGCGCAGCGGCAAGUCGGUCAUCUGCACCAUCCACCAGCCAUCGGCCGAAAUCUUUAGCAAGUUUGACCAUCUUCUCCUCUUGAAGGCCGGCGGCCGUCAGGUGUUCUUUGGCCCCGUUGGGGAGAACCACUCCAACCUCCUCGGCUACAUCAAGAAGCACUUUGGACUGACCUUCAAUCACGACCGCAAUCCUGCCGACUGGGUCCUCGACACUGUCUGCGCCCAGAAGGACUUUGACGGCCCGGCACUGUGGGAUGCCUCUCCCGAGAGCGCCCAGGUCCUUCAGACGCUUCGCACGGGUGUCACUCCUCCAGGCGUGACUGCGCCGCAUUUCGAUCGCCCCGGAUACUCGACCACGUACAGCACACAGAUGAAUCAAGUUUGGCGCCGCACGUUCACCAGCCUUUGGCGCAACACUUCGCUCGUCCUCGUGCGCUUUGCCGUUUGUCUCGUCGUCGGCCUCAUUCUUGGCACCAUGUACUGGCAGCAAGACAGCAGCCAGCUGGCCGCUUCCAACCGCAUCGCCGUCAUUUUCUUCUCGGUCGUGUUCAUUUCAUUCAGCUCCAAGUCCGCCAUUGGUGAGGUCAUGGACAUUCGUCCCGUCUUCUUCCGCGAGAAGGCGUCUGGCACAUACCACCCUGGUACUCUCGCGCUGAGCAUGGUGCUGGUUGAGCUGCCCUUCAUUGCGGUCUACUGCUUCACUUUUGCCAUCCCGAUGUACUUUAUUGCGGGUUUGCGAUCUGGCGCCGACCACUUUUUCUUCUUCAUGUUGGUCUUUUACGUGACUGGUCUCACUGCCAACGCCUUCAUGUCGACUGUCGCCGUGUUUUCGCCGAACGCCGCUGUGGCGAACGCCCUCGCCCCGCUGAUUCUGACCUUUGGCUUCCUCUUUUCCGGUUUCUUCAUCACCUACGAGAACAUUCCUCAAGGAUGGAUUUGGAUGUACUACAUUUCGUACUUUGCGUACCCCUUGCUCAGCUUGUCAGUGAACGAGCUCCAAGGUGUCCCGUUCAACUGCAACAAUCUCCAAGGUGCGAUUGUGGUUCACAACCCUUACAAUGUGUCCGAGUCUACCGUCUUCUGCCCCAUCAGCAACGGCGAUGACGUUCUUGCGCGAUUUGGCAUUGAUCCCGACAACCGCUGGCCGUACUUUGGAGGCAUCUGUGGCUUCUAUCUUGGCUUCACCAUUCUGUUCAUGUUGGGCAUGCGCUAUUACUCUUCGUUGAAGCGUUAAGUUUGUGUGUUUUUUUCAAUGCUGUGAAAACCUUUGUUGUUGCAAUUCGCUUGCAAUGUGUAUUGUAUCUUGUACUCUUCAAAUAUUCGUCCUGCUUGAAAGCAGCGAUUUCACCUGGACAACAUUAUCUGAACUUUUACGACCAAAACGAAGCGAAGCGUAUGAUCAGUCUAUUUCGUGGCUGUCUCACCCAUGGCUGUAAGUGCUACGACCGACUCUUUCACCGUUUUUGAGCACGACGCCUUGUUGAUCUCGUGCUGACUCAGCAGCCUGUGCUGCACAG
This is a messenger RNA of Capsaspora owczarzaki ATCC 30864, 5091 nucleotides long. RefSeq names its product ABC transporter. Gene Ontology annotation, cellular component: membrane. NCBI's taxonomy places the organism in Eukaryota, Filasterea, Ministeriida, Capsasporidae. The coding region runs from base 186 to 4808 and encodes 1540 amino acids. The transcript has 4 exons. The record is from RefSeq and is a predicted model, not a curated record. Gene Ontology annotation, molecular function: ABC-type transporter activity; ATP binding; ATP hydrolysis activity.